Medicago truncatula (barrel medic) is the source of this 1802-nucleotide messenger RNA. Its product is annotated as pentatricopeptide repeat-containing protein At1g77360, mitochondrial. NCBI's taxonomy places the organism in Eukaryota, Viridiplantae, Streptophyta, Magnoliopsida, Fabales, Fabaceae. The coding region runs from base 64 to 1569 and encodes 501 amino acids. Gene Ontology annotation, molecular function: protein binding; mRNA binding. The transcript has a single exon. The record is from RefSeq and is a predicted model, not a curated record.
UAAGGUACUGUAAUUCCUCUAAUGUUGUUUCCAUUAAUUUUCACUUAAUUCAUCAAUCUCAACAUGGAACCAGUUUCAAAAAACCCUAGAACAACAAAAUCUUCAAGAUACUCGUCAAAAUCCAAAAACCCUAACAAAAAUUCAACCCCAAAUUCCAAACCCAAUGAAUUCCCAUCUCAUCUUGACACCCCAAACGUAUCAUCAACAGCUAGAACCCUUUGCAAUCUUCUCACCCGAACAUCACCUCAGGAUAUCGAUAAUGCGUUAUCGUCAUCCGGGAUUCAUCCUUCUGAAGAAUGUGUCCAUGAGGUUUUGAAACUUUCUUAUAACUAUCCGUCGUCGGCCAUCAAGUUCUUUAGGUGGGCUGGGCGUUUGAGAAAACACUCAGCACACGCCUGGAACUUGAUGGUUGAUUUGCUGGGCCGGAACCAGCUUUUUGAACCUAUGUGGGAUGCUGUUAGGACUAUGAAACAGGAAGGUGUGCUGUCAUUGCCCACCUUUGUUUCGGUUUUUCAAAGUUAUUGUAUGGCCGGUAGGGUUAAUGAGGCUGUUAUGAGUUUUGAUGUGAUGGAUAAGUAUGAUAUUGACAAGAAUGUUGUCGCGGUUAAUUCUUUGCUUAGCGCGAUUUGUAGAGAAGAGAAUCAAACUUCGGUAGGUGUGGAGUUUUUGGAGAAAAAGGUUACGGGAAAGGAUGAAGGGAAGAUUGAGUUGGAUGGGGAUAGUUAUGCCAUAUUGCUUGAAGGGUGGGAGAAGGAAGGGAAUGCUACUAAAGCUAAAACUACUUUUGGCGAGAUGGUGAUCCGUGUUGGUUGGAGUCAAGAUAAUGUAGCAGCUUACGACGCGUUUUUGAUGACGUUACUUCGGGCUUUGCAGUUUGAUGAGGUCGUGGGGUUUCUUAAAGUUAUGAAGGACCACGACUGCUUUCCAGGUUUGAAAUUCUUUACCAAUGCUCUUGAUGUGCUUGUUAAGCGUAACGAUGCUGCCCAUGCCAUCCCUUUGUGGGAUGUCAUGGUUGUUAGUGGAUUAUUGCCUAACUUGAUCAUGUAUAAUGCCAUGAUUGGGUUGCUUUGCAACAAUGACGAGAUUGAUCAUGCGUUUCGCCUGCUCGAUGAGAUGGUUCUACAUGGCGCUUUUCCCGAUUCUUUGACUUAUAACAUGAUUUUUGAGUGCUUAGUGAAGAACAAAAAAGUUCGUGAAACGGAGAGGUUUUUUGCUGAGAUGAUCAAGAAUGAGUGGUUGCCCACAACUUCUAAUUGUGCUGUAGCCAUUGAAAUGUUGUUUAAUUGUGAUGACCCUGAUGCAGCACUUGAGAUUUGGAGUUACAUGGUUGAAACUCGUGUUAGGGUGCUUGAUGUGAGUGCGAACAUGGUGCUUAUUGGUCUUUGCAAAUUGAAAAGACUGUCAGAGGUUAGAAGGUUUGCUGAAGAAAUGCUUGAUAAAAGGAUCUCCAUAUAUGAUUCUACAAUGAACAAGUUGAAGGAAGCAUUCUACAAAGAGAGUAGAAGUUCAAGUGCAAGAGACAAAUUUGAUGCUAUUUACAGGAGAUGGAAAGCGCAUGUCAAGUUGUAAUCUAGAAAAUGUUUUCUUUCUUUUGUGUUUUACAAUAGUUUUACACUUCAUCUUUGGUGCCUCUUGCGUCAGUGCUCUGCUUUUGCUUGUUCCUGACUUGGCUUCUGAAAACAAUAUUCAACAAAUUUUAUCAUUCCAACUCCAUGGUAGCCUUUCCUUGACAAACUUUUGUCGCACCGGGUUUCUUUUUUGGACAAUUCAUUGCUUUCUCUUUAUAACAAAUUAUUUUGAUA